CAUCUCCACUCUCCACCCCACUAUAAGAACCGCAUGGAGGGGAGGAGGAAUUGCGUCUGAUCCAAGUCUAGUCGUCGAAUUCUUUUUCCUGGUUUGGUCCGGUUGUAACGAGAUUUCUGGUUUUCCGGCGAAGACAAUAAAAGCGUUAGGGUUCCGAUCAAUGGCGGCCGUCAGGGAAGAUAAGGAGCGCAAGAUCGUGGUAGCAGUGGACGAAGGAGAGGAGAGCAUGUACGCGCUCUCCUGGUGUCUCAACAAUGUAAUAUGCGACAAUUCCAAACACACCCUCAUCCUCCUCUAUGUCAAACCUCCGCGCGUCCUCUACACAGCUCUAGACGGAACGGGGUAUUUGUUUUCGUCUGACAUAAUCGCGACCAUGGAGAAAUACAGCAAGGAUGUGGCUGAUUGUGUGAUAGAGAAGGCGAAGAAGCUCUGCAGUGAAACUGAAAAUGAUCUCCAAAAUGUUAAGGUGGAGACGAAGGUGGAGAGCGGAGAUCCAAGGGAUGUAAUAUGCGAGAUGGCGGAGAAGCUCUCUGCUGAUAUGUUGGUCAUGGGAAACCAUGGCUACGGCUUAAUCAAGAGGGCUUUUCUUGGGAGUGUGAGUAAUCACUGCGCACAGAACGUCAAAUGUCCUGUUUUAAUAGUGAAAAGGCCCAAAUCUACGGCUGGGAAUAAUAGUUAAACAUCUGACUGAUUCUGCGCCGUUUGAUCUUUGCUUGUCUAUGUAAUCUGUACUUUUUUUUAAUGUGUAUCUAUGUAAUCUGCGUCGUUUGAUCUUUGCUUGUUAUCACCAACAAGGCAACAAGAAACAGGGAACUUGCCUCAAGUUUCGCAAGAUCCUGAGGGUCCAAAUUACAGUCCGUGAGGACAUGGAGAACGAUGGAGGGGUUAGCUGCCAAGGGGAAUUCUCUGGUGUGGAUUCUCCGAAACAAUGGCGUUGUUGUCGUUGACAUGUUGGUAAAGGAGGGACAACAAGAGCAGCUACAGGUGGGUUGACGAUGUUAUGGAAAUGCAUCGAAGGGGCUCCACUCGCUGUGGCGUCCAUGGGAACUGCCAAAGCUCGCAGUGCCCGAGCUUGGCCGAGAAGAAGAAGAUGAAGAUCUCAACUGUUGGAAAUUUCUCAAACAGAAUUCUAUUUCGACACUACUCUUUCUUCCAACAGGAUUAAACCAUCAGGUUCCUUGUUUUUGUUAUAUAUAGUUAACGCCUUAGGCAGAAGUAUCCACACUAUGUACUAGGUUGAUCAAUUAACUUCCAUUGAUCCAUUCUCAAACCUAGAUGUAUAAAAUCAAGAGCAAUGGUGUCACAGACCGUCUACAACAGCCAAAGAACGGGAAAAGAAAAGAAAAUGAGAAUAAGGAAAAGUUAAAGAGAAAAAGAUUGAAAUGAAUCGAUCGGCAUCGCCAUUAACAUUGCAAAAAUUAAUCCAACUAAGCUGUAAAACAUUUCCAUUUUGAGCAAAUCAUAAUAAAACUCCGUCAGAUGUUAGACUAACAAAAGACCCAGCUAGAAGGAAAAGAAAAUCCAGAGCCAAUUCACAAGCACGGAGCGGAGCGACGGAGAAAUGAAAACGACCGGCGCUGCUUCUGGGUUCGAACGGGGAAGAAGAAGAACGGAAGGGAGUGGCUGAGAGGGGGUGCCGCCGCCGCUGCUCUGCUUCUGGUUUCGAACGGGGAAGGGGAGGUACUAGACGAUGAACGGAAGAAGAAGAAAGGAGAGAGGGAGGAAGGGAGUGGCUGAGAGGGGCUGCCGCCGCCGCUGUUCUGCUUCUGGGUUCGAACGGGGAAGAAGAUGAACGGAAGGGAGUGGCCGAGAGUGUUGAGUUGGUUUGUUACUGCUUAGUCCAAUAAAUCCCUAUUAUUAAGGGUGUCAUUAUUUGUUUGUUUUAGUCUUAAUGUUUCUACGCUAUUAUUAAGGGUGUCAUUAUUUGUUUGCGUUAGACAUGGAUUGCUUAAUUCUUGUUCAGUUUGUUAUGUAAGGUUAUUUAAAUGUUGUUCUCGGUUUGUAUUAGAUAA
Molecule: messenger RNA, 2012 nt
Organism: Nelumbo nucifera (sacred lotus)
Lineage: Eukaryota; Viridiplantae; Streptophyta; Magnoliopsida; Proteales; Nelumbonaceae
Product: universal stress protein A-like protein
Source: RefSeq, a predicted model, not a curated record